AUGCAGCAUACACAGAAUAACGAUGGAGACAGUCACGACAUUGAACACUCAGCCAAUCGCCGCUCCUCAACGUCCGCAAUGUACAAUUUGGAAACUUUCCACAGCUUCUUGAAGUCUCCUAAUUGUAAAACUAUCCUUGCAUUGGUCGGAGCAGGACUGUCUGCUUCUUCCGGACUAUCGACGUUCCGCGGAUCUGGCGGACUGUGGAAGAAAUACAACGCCAUCGACUUGGCCACUCCCGAUGCUUUCCUGGACGAUCCUGGCCUGGUUUGGCAGUUCUACGCCUACAGACGGCAUAGAGCAUUGAUCGCCAGCCCAAACCCGGGCCAUUACGCAUUAUCUGCUCUGAGUACCUCAACAGAGAUUAAUUUUCUUACAAUUACACAGAACGUUGACGGAUUGUCCCAACGAAGCAAUCAUGAACCCAGCAAGUUGUUAGAAUUUCAUGGAUCGCUUUUCGGCCUGAGAUGUACCAACUUCAGUUGCUCGUAUCAGGAAAAAAACAACUAUGACGACCCGUUGUGUGAUGCAUUGGAAGUGGACAAGUUCCAAGAUUUGGAUCAGUUGCCGUACGUCGAAGAGAAAGACCUUCCGCAUUGUCCAGCCUGUCAAGAAGGACUUUUGAGACCCGCAGUGGUGUGGUUCGGAGAGUCUUUACCGCUUCAGAUGAUCGACAAGGCUGACGAGUUCAUUGUGCGAAACACCGUGGACCUGAUCCUGGUGAUUGGAACCUCCAGAGUGGUCUGGCCUGCUGCUUCGUAUGUGGAUAUAGUGAGGAACCAAGGUGGAAAAGUGGCCAUCUUCAACACAGAAAGCGACGAAUAUGACGAUGAUUGCUGGGAGUUUAUUGGAGACAGCGCAGAAACGUUACCGCAGGCCUUGGAGCCCUUGAUUGGCAAGAUCAGCCCAGAUAUCUCCAAAUCAGGUACAUGA
This is a messenger RNA of Ogataea philodendri, 933 nucleotides long. RefSeq lists its product as uncharacterized. The record is from RefSeq and is a predicted model, not a curated record. The transcript has a single exon. Lineage: Eukaryota; Fungi; Ascomycota; Pichiomycetes; Pichiales; Pichiaceae. Bases 1 to 933 code for a protein of 310 amino acids. Gene Ontology annotation, molecular function: NAD+ binding; protein-succinyllysine desuccinylase activity; protein-malonyllysine demalonylase activity.